Psylliodes chrysocephalus is the source of this 4287-nucleotide messenger RNA. NCBI's taxonomy places the organism in Eukaryota, Metazoa, Arthropoda, Insecta, Coleoptera, Chrysomelidae. The record is from the annotation of a GenBank genome assembly.
UUGAGUUUCAAUGACUUGUGUUCGAGUGGUUGGUGGUUUAUAUGGCGGAGAUUGAUUUGGUUACGCAUAAUAAAACUGUUGGCUCAAAUUUUGUAAAUAUUAGUGUUUUUCUGUAGAAAGUCGAAUUCUGACCCCCAAAGUCUAUUAAAAAAGGAUAUUAAUUCGCAAUAUUUUACACACAUGGGACUUACACUGGUGUAAGCUGUGAUUCCUUUUUAAUCCGCUAUUCUUGACGGGACUAUUGUAAUCUUUAAAUUAGAAGUAGGUGAUAUUUUGAUUACGACAAUAGAUAUUAAAAAGAGGAGAUGGAUACGAGCCAAGCCGAGCAACCCCCUCAAACCAACGGGGUGUCAGACAUAGACGAAGAGGAAAGAGCGAAAAUGCGACCGGUCGACAUAGACGCGGACGUAAGGGAAAUGGAACGUAGAAAACGAGUCGAAAUGAUUAUGAACAGCAAACUAUUUAGAGAAGAACUAGAAAGAAUCAUCGAGUCGCAACUGAAAGAAGGUUCCGGUCCCAGCGGGCUUCUGCAACAAAUUUCCGACAUGGUAGGAGUCAGCAAACAAGGCGGCAACGUCUUCAAGAGUUCGAAUUGCGUUAUACCCGUCAAUGAUAUUAGAGGAAUCGAAGCGAUGGGAUAUGCAAAGGGUGAAAAAAUUCUCAGGUGCAAACUCGGUUGUUUAUACAGACUUAUUGACUUGUAUGGAUGGGCGUAUGGCUCAAGUACACUCAUAACUGCCAGGUUAAAUCAAGAUGACGAACAAUUUUUGGUUAACCCAUAUGGAAUGCUUUUCCAUGAAGUCACUGCCUCGAGUCUGAUAAAAGUUGAUAUGCAAGGUGGAGUUAUAGAACAAGGCACAACAAAUUUUUCUGUUAACAUAACAGCAUUUUCUCUACAUGCUGCCGUACAUUCCGCUCGACCAGAUAUUAAAUGUAUCAUACACGUUCACACCCCGGCUGUCAUUGCCGUUUCGUCACUCAAACAAGGACUGUUGCCUUUGAGUCAGGAAUCUGUUGUCAUAGGAGAAGUAAGUGCCCACUUGUAUCUAGGCGGACAUUUGGAUGCUGAAGAGAAGGACAAACUAGCACGCAAUCUGGGACCCAUUAACAAAAUUCUUUUGCUUACUAACCAAGGAGCAUUAUGUUGCGGUGAAACCAUUGAAGAAGCUUUCUAUAACGCCAGGAACACUGUCUUAGCUUCGGAAAUCCAGCUUAAACUUAUGCCGCUGGGCACUGAUAAUUUAAUUGUGAUAAACGACGAAGUCAGAAAAACGAUAUACGAUGCAGCUCAUAGAGCUCCGGAAAGUACGCCGCGACCGGAUCAACCUUCCAUCCUGGAAAGUAAAGUGGAAAGGAAAUGGAGAGUAGGCGGUAUCGAAUUCGAAGCGUUGAUGAGAAUGUUGGACAACGCCGGUUUCCGGACCGGUUACAUUUAUAGACAUCCGUUGGUUAAGGGUGAACCGCCAAAGCCGAAGAACGACGUUGAAGUGCCGCCGGCUGUAUCGUCUUUGGGAUAUUUGUUGGAAGAAGAAGAGUUAUACAGACAAGGACUCUGGAAAAAACUGGAAGGUGGAAGAAAAGGAACGGACAGAAGCAGGUGGUUGAAUUCGCCCAAUACCUAUCAGAAAGUAGAAAUUUUGGAAACCGGUACAACAGACCCUAAAAAAAUAACCAAGUGGGUAGCAGAUGGAUCUCCUAAUCAUUCGACUGGUACACCAGUAAAAAUAGAUGCAGCUUUACAGUUUGUACCCAAAGGAACAAAUCCGAAAGAAUUUAAACAAAGACAGCAACAGAUAAAAGAUUACAGACGGGCGGACAAAAUAUCGGCGGGACCACAAUCGCAUAUAUUGGAAGGCGUGACGUGGGAGGAAGCGAAAAAAAUGCAGGACGCGACAGUAACGCAAACCGGAGACCACGUAGUUCUAAUGGGUGCAGCUUCGAAAGGUAUCAUUCAAAGGGGCCAUCAACACAACGCCAUGGUUUACAAAUCGCCGUACGCGAAGAAUCCGUUCGACAGCAUCACUGACGAAGAGCUCAACGAGUACAAGAAGGUUGUGGAAAAGAAGACCAAAGGAGAAUACGACACAGACUACAGUGAAUCAGAAGGUCUUUCAUCUGCAGCUUUAAACAAACGCAUUGAAGACAUGCACAUUAGGUCACCAACUUCUAUUACUAGUGAAACAGAAGAAGAAAGCCAUGACGAACCACAAAUUUUAAGGAUAGAAACAAAGACAGUACCUAGAGCUAGUCAACCAGAAGUUGUAUUAAGUGAUGGUGGUAAGUUAAGAAACCAACAGCCAUAUAGAACAAAUAGUCAUGCAGGUCAUCCGAAAGGAUCCUAUCUGGAUCCGAAACCCUAUCAUUUUCAUAUCGUAAGAGAUAAUCAAAUCGCCAUUAGUCAUUCGACAACGUUCAUUCAACCUUCAUCGUCCAGUUAUUUCACUUACAAUACUCCCCUGAGAAUAAACAUCCAGAAUUCGAAUACAAUAUCAGUCGACAUAUCUAUUAAUACAAUAAAAAGUUUCAUAGUUCCAUUCGCGACUGCUCUAAAACUGACCACAGUUCCGAUUAAUAACAAAGAAUGCCAAACGAGUUACAUGAACACAGUCGACUAUACACCUUUAUUCAUAAAACGGUGCAAAACUAACUUAGACUCGUUCGAAAAACAAAUUCUCGAUCAGCUGAAACAAAACAUAUUCGAUGAAGCUUCUCAAUACUCGGACACCGAUUCGGAAUCCGAUGUUAGGAAUCUAAAUUCGGAUGUUAAUCAGAUCGUUCAGUUUGAUGAGAACGAUCAGGAAAGGAAUGAAAGCAUUUCGGUACUUACUCCGGAUAUUUUAGCGAUGUUGCCAAGCACCGAAAAUAGUUCUAUCGAAUCUGAUAGCGAGGUCAUCGAUAACGCGAAUGUGUUGGUUAAAAAUGCUGAACGAUUCGUUGGGGAAUUGCGGAAAAUUACCGACGCGCAUUUCGAUGUCGCUGAUGGAGUACUCAACGAAGCUAAAAGUAUUUUACAACGAAUUCCCAAUAACGAUAUGACCAAAAGUUCCGAUGAAGGUAUCGAAGAUUGCACAUUAAUCAACGAAACUGUAAUAGAUGUUGAUGAUACAGCAAGCGAUGCUGUAAACCAUCUCGCUGAUUUAAUUUUGGAGUAUUUGGUACAGCAAUGUUUGGAGGUUAAAGAAAUAAUUCUGUGUCCGGAAAUUUUACAUGACCCCAAUUUGAACAAACUUUUAAAUAAAUUAAAACAGUUGUAUAACGAAUAUUUUGACGAAAAUGUUAACGCCGAACAAAAAAACGAACUUAGAGUAUCGAUAGCUUCUGCUGUAUUGAAAAAAUUAGAAACCGAUGAGAAAAUAAACGGUUCGGGUGAUUCAACAGAAUCAAACACUAUAUCCGAUAAAAUUUUCACAAUUUCGGAAUUAUUAAACGAUAUUUUAGAUAAAUUCUUCGAUUUAAUCGAGAAUAGAAACAAAUUAUUUCAUUCUACCCCCGAAUCCGAAAAAAAAACCCGUCUCAAAGCAGACAACGAUACUUUCGAAAUUACCACUUUCCAUCAAAAAACUUUAAACAAAUCUGGAUCUGAAUUAUAUUGGAUAUCGGUAUCCAGCUCUCCAAAAACUCCUAAAAGGAAUAUUGAAUCGGAAAAAAUUUCGUUCGAUGUUGACGAUAGUUCAUCGAAUAAAUCUACGCGGUUAUUUAGAGAAAACGCUUUGUCUCCUAUUCCCGAAGAAUCGCGUAAUAAAUCUGAAUCUGAAUUGUGUGGUAUCGCAGUAUCGAGCUGUCUUAAAUGGAAUGUCGAAUCGGAAAAAAGAUUAUUUGAUGUUAACGAAAGUUUAACACGUUUUAAAGAUAACGCGUUGUGUCCUAUUCCGGAAGGGCCUAGUUAUAAUCUAUGUAAUAGCGAUCUAGAAGAUGACGAAUUAAAAACGGUUGUAAGUUUUGAAAAUGAUGAAAAUAUGAUUAAUACUUUGACAGAUAGAAGCAAUGAUAACUGUUAUCAUAAACAUAAUGUCAUCGUUAAUAACAAAGUUUGCUUUUGCCGGAAUCCAAACGCGAGUUCUAAUGCGUUUAAAAAUAAGAAAGUCGCUUUGUUUACAACGUGUAGCGAAAAUAAGGAAAACGAGUCGUUGAAUAAUUCUGGUAAUUGGUUGGGCUACGAAGAAGCCAAGUUUUGAUAUUGUUUUUUUUUUUAUUUUUAUUUAAUUUUAUAUUUCAGUGCCAUCUCGCAUUUAAAGAAUUUAUUUGUUGAAAAUUUUUUGUAAAUGUUUCAAUAAAACAUUUAUUCGA